Messenger RNA from Leishmania mexicana MHOM/GT/2001/U1103, 354 nucleotides. RefSeq lists its product as hypothetical. The record is from RefSeq and is a predicted model, not a curated record. NCBI's taxonomy places the organism in Eukaryota, Euglenozoa, Kinetoplastea, Trypanosomatida, Trypanosomatidae. The coding region runs from base 1 to 354 and encodes 117 amino acids. The transcript has a single exon.
AUGGGUCGAGGCUUCGGGCGCGGAGCCAAGAGUGUUGCCAUCGUCACACACGCUCAGGCUUGCAACGCUGGCAAGAAAACACCCAAAGGCCUCCGCGGUACCCGUCAACGCAAGCGUCAGAAGUUCCUCAAUCGCAAUAGCGAGCAGGUCCAACUAGAGGAGUCGCUAGGGCUCGCGAAGCCAGAGAAGCAUGCCCCGAAGAAUCUUGCACAGGAAAUCGCCUCGGUUCAGUUCGCACACGUAGUAAAUAAGCGUGAGAAGGGUCUCAAGCAUCUCCGCAAGCAGAUCAUGGGUGCUGUGAAAGAUGUUCGCCGACGCCACGCUGAUAAAGCUCGCAGAAAGAGCAAAAGGUAG